This is a messenger RNA of Fonsecaea erecta, 1857 nucleotides long. Its product is annotated as ATP-dependent RNA helicase HAS1. The transcript is spliced from 2 exons. The coding region runs from base 1 to 1857 and encodes 618 amino acids. Gene Ontology annotation, molecular function: ATP binding; nucleic acid binding; RNA helicase activity. NCBI's taxonomy places the organism in Eukaryota, Fungi, Ascomycota, Eurotiomycetes, Chaetothyriales, Herpotrichiellaceae. Gene Ontology annotation, biological process: maturation of LSU-rRNA from tricistronic rRNA transcript (SSU-rRNA, 5.8S rRNA, LSU-rRNA). Gene Ontology annotation, cellular component: nucleolus. The record is from RefSeq and is a predicted model, not a curated record.
AUGGAUCCCCAAUUGGCAGAGUCCAAGAAACGCAAAAGGAAGCGGACAAAGCCCACAGAGGCUAGAACCGAAACGCAACCAGCACCGUCUGCCCCAAGCGACCACAUUCAAGCGUCCUCAAAGGAACCUCAGGAAAAGAGCAAGAAGAGACGGAAGACGUCUCAUUCGAGCGAAGAGGAAGACAAUGUGGAGAUGACUGCUUCGACCAAAGCCGUGGACGAUGCUGCGGGAGAAACAGAGGAAGAAUCUUCGGACAGCGAGGUGGAUGGCGCAGUCGACGACAAAGACGACGCAGGCCCUGAACUCGAAGAAACAGUCAACACCACAACCAUGAGCACAGAAAUCACCUCUGCGCCCGCUCCCGCCGACCUGCCUACAGACGCUGCUCCUUCGCUGCCGGGCACCGAAACUACCCCGCAGGCCUUCUCGGAACUUGGCCUGUCGGAAAAGACUAUGAAAGCCAUCACGGAAAUGGGCUUCACCAGCAUGACCGAGAUCCAAAGGCGAGGCAUCCCGCCGCUGAUGGCAGGUCGGGACGUUCUGGGAGCUGCCAAAACUGGGUCGGGUAAGACGCUCGCCUUCCUCAUCCCGGCAGUGGAAAUGCUGCACGCUCUCCGAUUCAAACCACGCAACGGGACUGGUGUCAUCGUCGUCUCGCCCACACGAGAACUGGCUCUGCAAAUCUUCGGUGUGGCCCGCGACCUCAUGCAAUUCCACAGCCAGACGUUUGGGAUCGUCAUUGGGGGCGCCAACCGCAGCGCCGAGGCCGACAAGCUCACCAAGGGCGUCAACCUGCUGAUCGCCACGCCGGGUCGGUUGCUCGACCACCUUCAAAACACCAAGGGCUUCGUGUACAAGAACGUGAAGGCGCUCGUGAUCGACGAAGCCGACCGCAUCCUGGAAGUCGGGUUCGAGGACGAGAUGCGGCAGAUCGUCAAGAUCCUUCCGGACCGUGACCACCGCCAGACGAUGCUGUUUAGUGCGACGCAGACCACCAAGGUGGAGGACCUGGCGCGCAUCUCGCUCCGACCCGGCCCGCUCUACAUCAACGUCGACCACAAGAAGGAGCACAGCACGGUCGAAGGCCUCGAGCAGGGCUACGUGAUCUGCGACUCAGACAAGCGGUUCCUGCUGCUGUUCAGCUUCCUGAAGCGCAACCUGAAGAAGAAGGUCAUCGUGUUCAUGAGCAGCUGCAACUGCGUCAAGUACCACUGCGAGCUGCUCAACUACAUCGACCUGCCCGUGCUGGAGCUGCACGGCAACCUCAAGCAGCAAAAGCGCACCAACACCUUCUUCGAGUUCUGCAACGCCACCCACGGCACCCUGAUCUGCACCGACGUCGCCGCCCGGGGGCUCGACAUCCCCGCCGUCGACUGGAUCGUGCAGUUCGACCCCCCCGACGACCCGCGCGACUACAUCCACCGCGUGGGCCGCACCGCGCGCGGCGCCAACGGCAAGGGCCGCAGUCUGAUGUUCCUGCAGCCCAGCGAGGUCGGCUUCCUCACUCAGUUGAAAGAGGCCCGCGUGCCCGUCGUCGAGUUCGACUUCCCGGCCAAGAAGCUGGUCAACAUCCAGAGCCAGCUGGAGAAGUUGAUUGGCCAGAACUAUUACUUGAACAAGUCCGCCAAGGAUGGCUACCGCUCGUACCUGCAAGCCUACGCCUCACACAGCCUGCGCUCCGUCUUCGACGUGAACAAACUUGACCUGGUCAAGGUCGCAAAGAGCUUCGGCUUCCCCACACCGCCGAGGGUGGACAUCCAGUUGGGCGCGAGCAUGCGGGACAAGAAGCAGAGCCACCCCGCGAGGAGGAGUUAUGGGAGCCAGCCGAGACAGAAAAAUGGGUUCAAGAGGAGAUGA